This is a messenger RNA of Capsella rubella, 1167 nucleotides long. RefSeq names its product elongation factor P. Gene Ontology annotation, molecular function: translation elongation factor activity. Bases 137 to 910 code for a protein of 257 amino acids. Gene Ontology annotation, biological process: translational elongation; peptide biosynthetic process. The transcript is spliced from 11 exons. Lineage: Eukaryota; Viridiplantae; Streptophyta; Magnoliopsida; Brassicales; Brassicaceae. Gene Ontology annotation, cellular component: cytoplasm. The record is from RefSeq and is a predicted model, not a curated record.
CGGCGUGCUCUCGAGGCAUCAACAUUUCUAGCAACGGCGACGUAUUUUUGAAUCGCGACGCCGUCCUGAUUUUAUUAGUUUAAGCAUCAUCGGAGUAGGGAGAACCAGUUUCCGAUUGCUGUAGAGUUAAACGGAGAUGAGAGGGCUUCACCAUUUCAAGAGAAUCUCAGUCUUUCGAUCUCUCUUCUCCCUCUCCAAUGCCACUUUGCUUGAACCCCUAACGACUAGGAGGUCACUGUAUUCUUUGAGCGGGUCGUUGUCAUCAGCCCCCUACGCCGCCGGUGGAUACUGCCGAGAAACGCCUCCGCUUUAUUCUCCGUGGUCUACUGUGCAACGCCGUGGUGUUAAGGUUAACGCGAUUCAGCUAAGGCCAGGGAAUGUAAUUGAACGAACAGGACGUACAUUUCGGGUUGUAGAAGCAGAGCAUAAACAACAAGGUAGAGGAGGAGCUUCCAUACAGGUUGAGCUUCGUGAUGUCGACAGUGGGAAUAAGCUUAACUUGCGCUUUGGAUCUGAGGAGUCGGUUGAGAAGGUUUUUGUUGAGGAGAAAUCUUUCACGUGUUUAUAUACAGAGGGUGAUACUGCAUUUCUGAUUGAGCCUAAUACGUUUGAGCAAGUUGAAGUGCCUUUAGACAUAUUUGGCAAAGCUGCGGUAUAUUUAAAAGAGGAAAUGAAAGUUCAGUUGCAGCUAUAUGAUGGAAGAGCUUUAUCUGCAUCUAUCCCUAAGCAUAUUACAUGCACAGUAGUAGAAACACAACUUCCCAUGAAAGGCCUAACAUCAGCUCCUCGGUACAAGAGAGCUGUCCUGGAUAAUGGUUCCACUAUUCAGGUACCAUCUUAUCUUGAGGCAGGUGAAAAGAUUGUGAUAAACACUGAAGAUGACUCUUUUGUUAAGAGGGACAACAAAUGAAACUCUUGCAUAGUCGUUUAAUUACUACUCAUAAUUAUGGAGGAUAAAUCGGAUAUGUUGAGAAGCGUUUGAUAGAAAGAUUAGGGGUUUAGUGUUUAUGAAGCUAUAUUUACUAUUAUUGUUCCUGUUCUCAUAAUCUCGGAGCUUCUGAGACUUGUGUCGAUUGUCACAAGUUCUUCUACCUGAAGAAGACUUGCAUACACUGUGUACAACACUAUAUCAAGAGUUAUAUAAUAAAAGAUUUGAUUUCCCCUUUU